Knipowitschia caucasica is the source of this 564-nucleotide messenger RNA. The record is from the annotation of a GenBank genome assembly. NCBI's taxonomy places the organism in Eukaryota, Metazoa, Chordata, Actinopteri, Gobiiformes, Gobiidae.
AUGAGGGUCAUCUUCAUCCAGAACGCUGGGUUUGUCGCUGCUUUCUCGCCUUCCUCUCCCACAUACUCCUCGGUGAUGUGUUUGUUGGCAGCGGUAGUAGUGGAUUUAGCCAGAGCACAUCCGCGCCUCGAGGGGCUGUCCCGCGUGGACCGGUCUCCUCCGCCUCCUCCUCCUCCUGCUCUUCCUGCUCCUCCCGCUCCUCCCUCCUCCUCCUCUCCCGCCGACAGUCCUCCUCGGGACCGCAGAGGCUCAGGGGUGAAGAAGCAUCACCACAAACACAACCUGAAACACCGCUACGAGCUGCUGGAGACGCUGGGCAGAGGGACCUACGGGAAGGUGAAGAAGGCCAUUGAGAGGAGCUCCGGGAGAGUGGUCGCCAUCAAGUCGAUCCGAAAAGACAAGAUCAAAGACGAGCAGGACAAGGUUCACAUCCGGCGAGAGAUCGAGAUCAUGUCGUCGCUGCGUCACCCUCACAUCAUCUCCAUCUAUGAAGUUGACCUGGCACCAGCUGCAGACCAUUAUUCCUCUGCAACCAUCGCAGGCCGGAAAGACAAGCGUGUUUAG